Molecule: messenger RNA, 897 nt
Organism: Manis pentadactyla (Chinese pangolin)
Lineage: Eukaryota; Metazoa; Chordata; Mammalia; Pholidota; Manidae
Product: olfactory receptor 4L1-like
Biological process (GO): G protein-coupled receptor signaling pathway
Cellular component (GO): membrane
Molecular function (GO): olfactory receptor activity
Source: RefSeq, a predicted model, not a curated record
AUGGAUCUUAAAAACAGAUCUGUAGUGACUGAGUUUAUUUUACUAGGAUUUUCUGGACAGUGGGAUCUUCAGGUUUUCUUUUUGGGAACCUUUUCUUUGAUCUAUGUUGCUACCAUGCUGGGACACCUUCUCAUCAUGGUCACUGUGACAUUAAGUCCCACUCUCCAUUCUCCCAUGUAUUUCUUCCUUGGAAACCUGUCUUUUUUGGACGUGUGUCUCAUCACUGUCACCAUGCACAAGAUGAUCACAGAUUUGCUCACUGAACACAAGACCAGCAUGUGGUGCUGCAUGCCCCACAUGUUCUUUAUGCGCUUCUUUGGAGGGGCUGAGAUGGCUCUUUUGAUAACACGGUCUUUGCAAUAUAGGACGAUCAUGAGCCCUAGGCUGCCGAAUAGGUUUGUGAUACUUUCAUGAGUAGCUGGUUUUAUACACAUCACGAGCCAGAUGAUUUUAACAGUGAAUUUGCCUUUCUGUGGCCACAGUAUAGACAAUAUAUUUUGUGAUCUUCCCCUUGUGAUUAAGUUUGCUUGUGUUGAAACAUAUUCUCUAGAAUUAUUUGUCAUUGCUGACAGUGGGCUGCUCUCGUUUAUCUGCUUCUUCCUACUGCUUGUCUCCUACACUGUCAUCAUGGUCACUGUAUGACAAAGACCGUGUGGAGGGCUCUUUAAGGCUCUGUCUACAUUGUCUUCCCAUAUCACUGUGGUCACUCUGUUCUUUGGACUUUGUAUCUUUAUCUAUGUCCGGCCAUUCAAGAGUUUCGCAGGCAAUAAAAUCCUUGCUAUGUUUUCUACUGUUAUCACACCCUUACAGAAUCCUAUUAUUUACACCCUGAGAAAUAAGAAAACGCAAGGGGCCAUGAGAAAGUUACAGUUCCAACACAGAACAUCUAGAUUUUAG